This is a messenger RNA of Adineta ricciae, 4083 nucleotides long. NCBI's taxonomy places the organism in Eukaryota, Metazoa, Rotifera, Eurotatoria, Adinetida, Adinetidae. The record is from the annotation of a GenBank genome assembly.
AUGAUCGGCGCUGACCAAAAGCAUACGAUCGGACUUAUGCAACAACAGGAACAGACGUCUUUGUCUUCAUCAUUUGUCCAUCAGCUUCCAGUAUCCACUUCUACCGAUUUGAAUUCAAGUGUUUAUGAUAAUGCUUAUCAUCAGAAAAAGUUUAAUCCGUCAUCAUCAUCACGAAUUAGACUUGCUGUACGUUGUUCGUGUCCAUUAAAUGACAAGCAACAGCAAUUCUUCGAUGAGAUCUUCUCUUCUCAUGAACAGACGACGAACAUUAGUGAACGGAUAUUAGAUGAAUGCAUACCACGUUUAACACAAAAUUCCUCAAAUACAUUGAUUGUCUUAUCUGGUCAAUAUAGAGAUCUUUAUCAACUUCAAGCAGUACUUUUAUCAUCGACAUUAACACGCUUAUGUAAAUUUAUUGAUGCAAAUCCUGAAAAAGAUUUAGCUGUUCGUUUGAAUGUACAAGAAUUCUUGUGUAAUAAAGUGAAAUGUUUACUGUCCACGGAUGAAGUGUCUGGUGCAUGUGCAAGUGAAACAUACCAAUAUUUAAACAAUCUCUGUUGUGAUCAUCGUAUUAAUCCAUUAUUAAUCACUUUUCAUGUUUUAAGUCGUUCAUCAAAUACGAAUUAUGGCUCGUUACGUAUUCUUCUAACGAAUCAUAGUGACAGUGAAAUUGGAAAACAACAGUUCUUGGAUUUAUUUAUGUCAUUAGCAUUAACAUUCUCAUCGAAUCGACCAAAACAAACGUUUUAUACAUCAACGAAACGGAAUCUAACGACUGGACUGUCAUUAUCAUUGAUACUAAGCGAAUAUAUCUCGAGUUAUUGUGAGCAAUCAUCGAAGAACUUUUUGUAUGUAUUAGCCAAUGUUAAAAAUGAUAAACAAUUGAAAUACUGGUCGAAGAUUCAACGGCUAUUUCGAGUGAAGAAGAAUCGAUUGAAAAUGUCAUGUGAUUGUUAUGAUUCCUAUGCGGAUUCCUCAUCUGCAGAAACGAUUACGAAUCGAAACACUGAAGAAAUUUGGAUUGAUGGCCCAUUAAGUUCAACGAAUUCCAAAAGUGAAGUUUGGAUCGAUGGUCCACCUGAAUUUUGUUCUCACUCAACAAAACUUCAACCUGUGAAAUUCUCUUUAAAACAUCGUUCGAACUCAUCUCGUCAAAGUAAAUCUCGCUCGAAACCUUCAAUCCUAUCUCCUAAACAUCCUUUACUCUCCUCGACAAUAUUAUCACAAGAUGAUCAAGCGAUGUCUUCGCGACAUUUCGAUACCGAAUCAGUUGUCAGCUCACACUGUCAUUUACCUGUUUUACCCGUAUUCAAAGAUCAUUCAUUACUUCCAUUUCGUUCCCAUCAAACCUUACCACGAACAAAACCAUUGAUAGCACCUACGGAAUCGAGUAAACUCGACCUUCGGCUGAGUACGAACAAAUUAAAUGAUGACAUGGAAGCAUUGGAAAAAACAUUAGAGACAUUAUUGAUUCCGUCAACGAGUGAUCCGACUGGAAACAAAAAGGAUCAUCAUGAUUCAGCAAGUAUUACUCAGUCAUUGAAUCGAAUUGAUCAAUUGUCAUCGUCAAUGUCAACUAAUGAGAAAACGAAACGUCUGUCUCGUAUUGUUUCACCAACACGAUUCGAGAAAAUACUCUCUAAUAAUCCAUCGAUAGAUGAUUUCAGUUGGUUUCAUCCCUUUUCGUCAUCUUCAGCCGGUUCAUCAGUUCCCAAUUCUCCUGCAACUAAACCGAAAAAUCGUCAAGUACGAACACCCUUGAUUACCACACCUGAAACACCCCGCCGUUCGAUGUUACCGACGAAAAAAACCAAGAUUCUCCCUGAUUCCAAUCGUCGAACUAAUCCAACUCAUUCUCGUCCUUCCAUUUUCCAACGUUUAUUCGGUUUACGUUCCUCAUCUAAUUCUCAACAACAGUCACAGCAACAACCCAUCUCCAUUAUCAUUGAAUCUCCACCAGCCUCACCAUUAAUAUCCCCACUUCGCGUUACUCUCGACUCGCGAGAUGAUCUCAUGCCUUUGACAACCAGUAGUACAACGUCGUCCGCAUCUGGACGUGCCAGUUCAAGUGGCUAUGAAUCAAUGAGUAAUACAGUAUUCGAAGAAAUCGUCUCAUCCAUACCAGUUAUCAUUGCAAAUGAAAAUAAUUCGAUCAAAUUACGCAACAAAUCAAUACGAAAAGAUGAGCGACGUUCGAACAUAAAUGCAUUAUGGAAUAGUCCAAUACUUCGUGAGAAAUCGAAUCGCCAGCAACGUAUUUCUCAACUAAAACACCGGCAAAAUGAACUGAAACUUGAAUUAGCCAUGACAAAGACAUUCUUACUCAUGGAUAAAAGCAAACAUUUCGAUUACAACGAAUCUCUCAAUUCGACGAUACAUAAUAGUCCAAUGCAUACGAAUUCAUCAACUAUGAAUGAAGAAGAUGAACUUGAGAACACCCACAUUAAGCUUGAAGGAAAUGGCGUCGGUACUCACGCUAUUGUUGUAUGCUGUUGUUGGACCUUUUGCAAUUCUGAAGCUUUAUGCGAAAAAUCUGAUGCGGCAAGCUUUGGCCCAAGUGGCUUGUUUACAUUGCUGAUUAAUUAUUGGUAUGUAAUUCCAAUUCUUCUUAUUUACAUUCUCCCUAAGAUAACUUCUCUGAUCAAAUCUUGGCUUUCACUGAUCGAAUUAUUCGCUAAUCAAAUUAUUCGUCCGACUAGUACAAGACUUCGUCAACUGUUACCCUCAACAUGGACAUUUGAUCCAAAUGAAACAUUUUGGCCGAUUGAAACUAUUCAUUUUCUAUUAACAUACGGUUCAAUUGGUCCAGCACUUUAUUGCGGUUAUGAGAUCUACUCUCGUCUAUGCUUUGGUAUCGUUUUCAAUCUCUGCAUUGCUAUUAGUAUAACAAUAGUUCUUACCACAACGUUGUGGCAAUUGCUUGACGCGAUCGAUCGUGUUCUUUAUCCAUUCAUAUUCGCAAUAAUUAUACAAUAUUAUAUCAUACCCGUUCGAUCAACAUGGAAUAUUCCAAUGACACUUUUGUUAACAACAUUUCUAUUUCCACGCAUAAACACCCUUGUAACAAAUAAUUCAAUCGAAGAUUUCAUACAGAUGAUCAAAUUUUGGAAUUAUGAAACACUUUCGGAAGAGAAUCAAGAUUAUAAACAAUUCUUUAGCGAAUUUGUGAAUUUAUUUCUAACUAUCUAUUUAACAUGCAGAAUUCUCAUUAUAUCGAUCAAUAGUCAAGUACCUUGGCUAUUGAUUAUAUCCAUGAUGAUCUUUUUACCUGCUUAUUUCUAUAUCAAAUUCAUUCGUUUCGUAUAUCUCGAACCCAGCACAACUAUGUUCUUAUUGUCUUCAUGUCUUCUAGGUGAAUAUAUUUUAAAUUAUCGACCAAAUGAUCAUUUCAUCUAUAAAUACUUUCUUGUUAUCAUGAUUUUGGCAUUCUAUUAUGCUCUCAUUUAUCCAAUUAUCUAUCACACUAUACGCUGGUUGACCCAGGGAUCUGCACAUCGAGUUCAUAUGCAACUAAAAUCAUUUCGAGAAUACAUUCAUCGACUAGCACGUGAAUUCAACGAACAAUACCUGCAUAUAACAUACACACAUGAUACCUCGCGGUAUUUCAUUCUGCAUUUAAGUAAUGUUUUUAUCGCAGCUUAUUUCCUCUUCUUCUUGCCAAUCAAUGUUUUAUUGCGAAUAAUCCUAUCUCUACUCAGUUAUUUACUCUUGGGUCGUUUAUUACUAACACGUGGAAUCGAACUUCUGGCAAUCUUGAUAGCAUUAUCGACAAGUGUGACAGCCGGUGCUGACGUUUAUGCUCGUUAUGAUAAUUCCAUUCUAAUCACAAUGUCGAUUGCUUUGAUCACAUAUGUUUCGACGGUAGUCAUUGUAUUCCCGAUCAUUUAUCGUUUAAUUCAACAUUUUAUUAUUCAAUUACCUCUGUUAAACUACUUCGAUAAAUUUUUACAAAUGACCUUCGUGCGUGCAUGGUCAUGCUUUGAUAUUUUCUGGCCACGUCUUGUAUCGAGUUUUCAUGAAGUUAAAACAAAGAUUGAACAAUCCAAAUUAAACAUAUUUAGACAGAAAAGAUAUAGACGAUAA